This is a messenger RNA of Rana temporaria (common frog), 1113 nucleotides long. Its product is annotated as olfactory receptor 8D1-like. The transcript has a single exon. Gene Ontology annotation, cellular component: membrane. Bases 60 to 1022 code for a protein of 320 amino acids. Gene Ontology annotation, molecular function: olfactory receptor activity; G protein-coupled receptor activity. Gene Ontology annotation, biological process: G protein-coupled receptor signaling pathway. The record is from RefSeq and is a predicted model, not a curated record. Lineage: Eukaryota; Metazoa; Chordata; Amphibia; Anura; Ranidae.
AUUUGAAAUAAAUAAAUAAAUAAAUAAAUAAUCAUUACUGAAGUUUUCAAUUAGGUCUCAUGGAUCAGAGAAAUGGGACUCUGCCAACCUUCUUCACUAUUGCUGGCAUCUCAGACCUCCCGGCAUUGCAGUUUCCAAUAUUCCUUCUAGUUGUAUUUAUUUAUUUAAGUACUCUUGCUGGUAAUAUAGCCAUUCUUCUACUUAUUUGCCUUUAUCGUCAUCUUCACACUCCCAUGUACUUCUUUUUGGCCAACCUUUCCAUCUUGGACAUCAGUUCUUCUACAAUCACUCUCCAUAAAAUACUUUUAACCUUUGUAUCAGGAGAUAAAACAACUUCUCUUACAGUCUGUUUAGCACAAAUAUAUGUUUUUCUAUCUUUAACUAGUGAUGAGUUGGUGAUUUUGACUGCGAUGAGUUAUGAUCGAUAUGUAGCUGUAUGCAACCCCUUGCGUUACAAUGUAAUUAUAAACCAAGAAAUCUGUGCACUUCUAAUGUCUGUAUGCUGGAUUUGGGGAUUUUUGAUAUGUCUGGAAACAUUUUUAGAACUAACCAGGCUAACAUGCUUUCAAUCAAAUAAAAUCAAUCACUUCUACUGUGAUGUUGUGCCUGUGAUGAAGAUAUCCUGCAAUGAUACUUCAUUUUUGGAGAUUUACAUUCUUAUUAUGGGACUUAUUGUUGUGGUUGUAAUCCCAUUUCUUCUGACUCUCAUUUCUUAUGUUUUCAUUAUUGUUUCCAUAAUGAAGAUCCGUACUAACACUGGGAGACGUAAAGCCUUUUACACUUGCUCCUCCCACCUCACAGUUGUCAUCCUUCUUUACACUACUCUCAUCUGCCAAUACUUUAGGCCAGUUUCAGGAGACACUUUAGAGUCUAAUAAAUUUUUCUCUUUUUUUAACACAGUUGCUGUACCCAUACUGAAUCCCCUGAUUUACAGCUUGAAAAAUAAAGAUGUGAAGUUGGCUUUUAAGAAGUUUAGAUGUAAGAUGCAGGCAAACAAUAAACAACGCACUAGGCAAAACUAAGCUAUAUAUAAGGGAAAUUAAUCUAAUCUGUAUACUGUAUCUAAAUGCUUAUUGGUUCACUGCUUAAACAGGUUACCCAUGCUCAAAUAGU